ACGAAGCUGCCAACGUGAUGCACUCAUGCACCUGCUUUGUGUAUAUAUAUAUAUAUAUAUAAUGAAAAACAGAGUCGGUACUGCCACUGUCCUCCUCCCGCCGUGACGCAUCCACCCGGCCCCCCACCUCCAGACAAUAAUCGUUUCUUAAUCCAUUUUCAAAUGAUAAAAUCUCCCGUAUGAGCAGAGAAUUGCUGCUGCUGCUGCUCUCUCUCUCUCUCUCUCUCUCUGGGUUCGAUCUGGUCUACAACUGGGAGUCUAGGAAGAGCUUUUGUUUUUGAUCGGAGGGCGAUGGGUUCAUUGCAGAGCGAAGAGGAGCUGGAGCAGCUGAUUGGGGACGGGUCCAAUGAAGCAAUCCUCUAUGUCAAUGGCGUCCGCCGCGUGCUUCCUGAUGGGCUGGCUCACCUCACUCUGCUCGAGUAUCUCAGAGAUAUAGGCUUGACGGGGACAAAGUUGGGCUGUGGUGAAGGUGGUUGCGGGGCUUGCACUGUGAUGAUUUCUUAUUUUGAUCAAAACUUGAAGAAAUGUGUGCAUCAUGCUAUCAAUGCAUGCUUGGCUCCUCUAUAUUCUGUGGAAGGAAUGCAUAUAAUUACUGUGGAGGGAAUUGGGAAUUGUAGACAUGGCUUGCAUCCUAUUCAGGAAUCAUUAGCACAGUCUCAUGGUUCACAAUGUGGAUUUUGCACUCCUGGUUUUAUUAUGUCCAUGUAUGCAUUAUCAAGGUCAAGCCAAACACCACCAAGUGAAGCGCAGAUUGAAGAAAGCCUUGCCGGAAAUUUGUGUCGGUGCACAGGUUAUAGACCAAUAGUUGAUGCAUUUCGCGUCUUUGCCAAAAGUGAUGAUUCUUUGUAUAUAGAUGGAUCUUCUCCAAGACCUCAAGAAGGUGAUUCUGUUUGCCCUGCAACUGGUAAACCCUGUUCAUGUGGAUCAAAAAAUUCAAGUGAUGGAGAUACUGUCAAACAAGCUAUGGAUUGUGCUCAUAGGAUUAAGCCAAUCUUUUAUAGUGAGACAGAUGGAAGCAUAUACACUGAAAAAGAGCUUAUUUUUCCUCCUGAACUAUUAUUGAGAAAAUUGAUUCCUUUGAAUUUGAAUGGAUUUGGUGGGCUUAAGUGGUAUAGACCCUUGAGACUUCAACAUGUUUUAGCAUUAAAAGGAAGAUACCCAGAUGCAAAGUUAGUGGUAGGUAACACUGAGGUAGGAAUAGAAAUGAGGUUAAAGAGGAUCCAAUAUCGAGUUCUGAUGUCUGUCAUGCAUGUACCUGAACUUAAUAUAUUGAUUGUCAAGGAUGAUGGCUUGGAGAUAGGUUCGGCAGUAAGACUGUCAGAACUCCUGAAAGUUCUAAGGAAGGUUGUGGCAGAGCGUGCUAGUCAUGAAACGUCAUGUUGUAAGGCCCUUGUUGAACAGAUAAAAUGGUUUGCUGGGACGCAGAUAAAAAAUGUUGCAUCUGUUGGUGGGAAUAUUUGUACUGCUAGUCCAAUAUCAGACCUGAAUCCACUCUGGAUGGCUGCAGGAGCAAAGUUUCAAAUUAUUGACUGCAAAGGGAACAUUAGGACAACCCUAGCAGAAAAUUUUUUCCUGGGCUAUCGCAAAGUGGAUCUGGCAAGUGAUGAAAUCUUAAUGUCAAUUUUUUUACCAUGGAGUAGGCCCUUUGAGUAUGUGAAAGAAUUUAAGCAGGCCCACCGAAGGGAUGAUGAUAUUGCACUUGUAAAUGGGGGCAUGCGUGUUUAUCUUGUGGAGAAGGGUGAAAAGUGGGUAGUUUCUGAUGCAUCAAUUGUUUAUGGUGGGGUUGCUCCAGUCUCUCUUUCUGCAUCAAAAACAAACAAAUUUCUUAUUGGAAAGAAUUGGAAUCAGGGCCUAUUGCAGGGUGCUUUGAAAAUGUUAGAGGAUGACAUUUUGCUCAAGGACAACGCACCUGGUGGGAUGGUGGAGUUUCGGAAAUCUUUGACACUAAGCUUCUUCUUUAAGUUUUUCCUGUGGGUUUCUCAUCAGAUGGAUCAGCAGAAAUCCUUUGCAGACAGGAUACCAUCAUCCCAUAUGUCAGCAGUACACAGUUUUUCUCGGCCACCAGUUAUAGGAAGCCAAGACUAUGAAAUUAGGAAACAUGGGACAGCUGUUGGGUUGCCUGAGGUUCAUCUAUCAUCAAGACUUCAGGUUACAGGAGAGGCUGAGUACACUGACGACACGCCAAUGCCUCCUAAUGGUUUGCACGCUGCCUUAGUAUUGAGUAGAAAACCUCAUGCCCGCAUACUUUCAAUAGAUGAUUCAGGAGCAAAGAGUUCACCUGGUUUUGUUGGGAUAUUUCUUGCUAAAGACUUGCCAGGCAACAAUAAAAUUGGGCCAGUUAUUACUGACGAGGAACUUUUUGCUUCAGAGUUUGUCACUUGUGUUGGUCAGAUUAUAGGUGUUGUUGUAGCUGACACACAUGAAAAUGCAAAAGUAGCAGCAAGAAAGGUUAAUGUCGAGUAUGAAGAGCUCUCUCCCAUCUUAUCCAUAGAGGAUGCCAUCAAAUCUAGAAGUUUCCAUCCUAAUACUGAGAGGCUUUUGAGGAAAGGGGAUGUGGAUCAAUGUUUUAAGUCAGGGCAAUGCUACAAGAUUGUAGAGGGGGAGGUUCAAGUAGGAGGUCAGGAACACUUCUACUUGGAGCCACAUAGCAGUUUGGUAUGGACAAUGGAUGGAGGUAACGAGGUUUAUAUGAUUUCAUCUACUCAAUCCCCUCAAAAACACCAAAAGUAUGUUGCUCAUGUCCUUGAUCUUCCCAUGUCAAAAGUAGUUUGCAAAACCAAGCGAAUUGGUGGGGGAUUUGGUGGUAAAGAGACACGAUCAGCUAUGUUUGCUGCUGCAGCAUCUGUUCCAUCAUAUCUGUUGAAUCGGCCUGUGAAGAUCACAUUAGACAGGGACGCAGACAUGAUGAUAUCUGGACAGCGCCAUAGUUUUCUUGGAAAGUAUAAGGUUGGAUUUACAAAUGAAGGAAAGGUGCUGGCAUUGGAUCUUGAAAUUUACAAUAAUGCUGGCAAUUCUCUAGACCUGUCGCUCGCUAUCCUUGAACGUGCAAUGUUUCAUUCAGAUAAUGUUUAUGAGAUACUACAUGUCCGGAUUAGGGGAAGGGUUUGCUUCACUAAUUUACCUAGUAACACUGCAUUUCGAGGAUUUGGUGGUCCUCAAGGUAUGCUUAUUGCUGAAAACUGGAUUCAAAGAAUUGCCAUUGAGCUCAAGAAAAGCCCUGAAGAGAUACGGGAAAUUAAUUUCCAAAAUGAAGGCUCAGUUUUACAUUAUGGUCAACAACUUCAACACUGUACACUGGGUCGGCUCUGGAGUGAACUGAAGACGUCUUGUGAUUUUUUGAAGGCACGUGAUGACAUCGACCAUUUUAAUCUUCACAAUCGAUGGAAGAAGCGUGGGAUUGCUAUGGUUCCAACGAAAUUUGGGAUCUCAUUUACAUUAAAGCUCAUGAACCAGGCAGGUGCCCUUGUUCAAGUCUAUACAGACGGGACUGUUUUAGUUACACAUGGGGGUGUUGAGAUGGGGCAAGGUCUACAUACAAAAGUCGCUCAGAUUGCUGCCUCUUCCUUCAAUAUUCCUCUCAGUUCUGUAUUUGUAUCAGAGACUAGUACAGACAAGGUUCCUAAUGCUUCACCCACAGCAGCUUCUGCUAGUUCUGAUAUGUAUGGAGCUGCUGUUUUAGAUGCUUGUGAGCAAAUAAAAGCACGGAUGGAACCUAUUGCCUCAAAAUGCAAUUUUAGGUCCUUCGCAGAGCUGGUGAGUGCUUGUUAUGUGGAGCGUAUUGACCUUUCUGCUCAUGGAUUUUACAUUACACCCGAUAUUGGCUUCGACUGGAAGACUGGUAAAGGGAACCCAUUUAGAUACUUCACCUAUGGAGCUGCAUUUGCUGAAGUUGAAAUUGACACAUUGACUGGAGAUUUCCACACAAGGACAGCGAAUGUUUUCCUGGAUCUUGGAUAUUCUCUUAAUCCAGCCAUUGAUGUUGGACAGAUUGAAGGAGCAUUUAUUCAAGGUUUGGGCUGGGUGGCCUUGGAAGAAUUAAAAUGGGGCGAUGCAACUCAUAAGUGGAUUCCACCUGGUUGCCUGUACACAUGUGGACCCGGAAGUUACAAAAUUCCUUCUAUCAAUGAUGUUCCCUUCAAAUUCAGCAUUUCACUUCUGAAGGUUGCUCCAAAUGUGAAGGCCAUUCAUUCAUCUAAAGCUGUAGGUGAGCCUCCAUUCUUUCUGGCUUCUGCAGUCUUCUUUGCCAUCAAAGACGCAAUUAUAGCUGCAAGAGCAGAGGAGGGGUUCAACGAUUGGUUCCCUCUUGAUAGCCCGGCAACUCCUGAACGGAUCCGAAUGGCUUGUAUCGAUCAAUUUACCAUGCCAUUUGUUGGUUCUCAUUUCCGCCCCAAGUUGAGUGUUUAACGCACUUGUAGCUGUUAUUUCAUCUGUAAUUAUCUUGUUAUUUCAUUCCAUUAUCAUUGUUGCCAAUUGUUCAUUCUGUAUUAGCAACUGCUGUAAAAAGUUGUAAUCUCGUAUCUCACAAAUAGGGGGAGAACAUUUGUAACAAAUUGUAGAUAAAAAAUAAAGAAAUAUGCUUCUCCAGAAAA
Messenger RNA from Malania oleifera, 4589 nucleotides. Its product is annotated as xanthine dehydrogenase 1-like. The record is from RefSeq and is a predicted model, not a curated record. The transcript is spliced from 14 exons. Gene Ontology annotation, molecular function: oxidoreductase activity; FAD binding; 2 iron, 2 sulfur cluster binding. The coding region runs from base 292 to 4404 and encodes 1370 amino acids. NCBI's taxonomy places the organism in Eukaryota, Viridiplantae, Streptophyta, Magnoliopsida, Santalales, Ximeniaceae.